Molecule: messenger RNA, 1631 nt
Organism: Triticum dicoccoides
Lineage: Eukaryota; Viridiplantae; Streptophyta; Magnoliopsida; Poales; Poaceae
Product: MEIOTIC F-BOX protein MOF-like
Exons: 4
Coding region: 1-1473 (490 amino acids)
Molecular function (GO): protein binding
Source: RefSeq, a predicted model, not a curated record
AUGGAAGUCUCGAGGAAGGCCAAGCGUGCCGGCGGCGGCUUCGACGACCGGCUGAGCGACCUGCCGGACUGCCUCCUCCAUGACAUCCUGUCGCGCCUCAAGGCCCGGCAGGUCGUUCAGACGUGCGUGCUGUCGCGGCGGUGGCAGCACCUCUGGCCCACGUGCCCGUGCCUCGACGUCGACAUCGGCGAGUUCCGCCCCGAUGCGACUCUAAGUCCCCACCCGUGGCCGCCGACCCCCGCCCAGCGCGGUAACUACGGGAAGGAGCCGCAGGAGCUGGCCGACUUUGAGGAUUUCGCCAACAGCCUUCUGGUCCAUCGGAUCCGGAGCGCCGGCGCUGCGCCCCUGCAAACCCUGCGGCUGCGCAUCCCUCCGUGUGGGUUCAGAGUCCUGCCGAUCUACGGCAGCGAGAUCUACGCGGCCAAGUACACGAGGUGGGUGCGUCGCGGCCUCCAGUGCUCCCCGGCGGCGCUCGACGUGCGCGGCUCCGUCACGCUGCCCCCUCUAGCCUCCCACCGCCUCACGAGCCUGCGCCUCGACCAGGUGAUCCUCCACCGUGAUUUCGCGGAGCACCUCGCCUCCGGGCUCCCCGUGCUGGAAGACCUGCAGAUCACCGGCACCAUGUUAUCAGCAGCGCUCCCGAGGAUCGCGUCCGGCACGCUAAAAAACCUCGUGGUCGAAUCCUCCACCCACAACAGCGAGAGCCUGACCUUCACCAUCGCCGCCCCUAGACUCGCGUCGCUGCACCUCGCCGUGAACUUCCAGUGCCUCAUCUACUUCGCCGUCGUCCUCGAGGAGGCGCCUUGCCUCGUCCAAGCAUCCGUCCGCCUGGUAGGGACGCCUGAUCUCCGGCACAAACAGGGGGACGGCUACUACCUUCAGCAUGACAGGGAUCUGCUCAGGGCUCUGUGCAACUUCAUCGGCUCUCUGUCCCACGUCUGCACCCUGAAGCUGCACGGCUUUGGCAACAUGACAGUAGUUGAGCAACCUAUACCCCAUGCUCCACCUCCUGGAGCUCAAUUCUUUCAACAUCAGCCGGAGAUGCUGCACCCGUAUAUACCUCUUGUUCCACCACCUGGACCAUUCUUCUUUCCAGAUCAGCCGCCGAUGCCGGCACAGCCACUCGCCGAGGACAAGUUCCCUUGUCCAAUGUUGCACGCGAUGCUCGACGAGGAGCACCACGGGUUACCGGUGUUUCGCAGCAUGAGGACCUUGGUCCUUGAGGAUUCCGAGAUUGGAGGCGAUGCUCAGACGCUCUGGCGUUUUCUGCAUAAUGCUCCUCUCCUAGAGAAGCUCACUCUAAAGAACUGUCAGUGCCAUGAUCAGUUCCCAAACACUUCAAUGAUGGAGCUACUACCUCGGACCAUAUCCCUCACCCCCAACCUGAAGUCGGUGGCAAUCAUCGAGGGCGACAGCGAUGGGAGCAUACGCGGAGCAAACGAACGAGGUCUUGACGUCCCUGAUGUUAGGUAGACUGCCGGCAACUACCAUGAUCCAAGUUACCAAAUUCGGAGCAAGGAAUUAGGUUUGGUUUGUACCCUUUUCAUUUCAGUUGCUUGUGAGACAUUUACACAAAAAAAGUUGCUUGUGAGAUGCUUUAUCCAUGGAUUAAGCUGUACAAAAUUUUAUGA